AUGACACUUCCAGAUACCAGUUCUACGAAAGGCCAAUCUACAAUCAGCGAAUUAAGCGCUAGAAACGCAGACCUAAUGAGCCAACUCGAAGAACGAAACACGCAGCUCUCCGCUCUGCAAGCAACCCUGAUGCGCUCCAAUAGUGUGCCUCCGUCUCUAGAUGAUCGUAGCAUAGCCUCGCGGUUUAAGCAGCUAGAGCAGGAAUUGAAAGACUGGAUCAUUAUACACUUCAAAUCCACUGAACAGCGCCCCGAUCUUUCACCAGAGUUGCGAGAGAUAUUGAUUUCCCAGGUUCCACUAUUUGAUCGGUUGCUGCAGCAGCCCAGAUCCCGAACAAUGGUACUCCGCGCGGUCGCCGGGCACGUUAUCCAGAAAGCAUUUGAGAGUGGGGAGUUUGUCGGGGUUGGGGAUGGCCUUGUAGCUAUGGAAACGGGCUUGGGAAGGCAUAGUGAGUCCUUACUUAUGCCAAUCCCCAUCGGGAUACAAAACUAAUAAAGUUCAGCUUCAGGAGCUGAGUUCAACAAGUGGCGCUCCCAAACAUUCAUCAUGCUCUCGAAGGCCUUCACCACGGAAUCCAAAGCACAUGUCGUCACGACUAUCUCCCAACGCCUAGACAACCUGUUAUCCCCCUUCGCCACAACCACAAGCCAGCCCGAGCGCCUGCAUUUUCUUUCCCGCAUCGUAGAAUCCGCUGCCACGCUCUCCCUGGACCUUGGCUGCCAAAUCGCCAAGUUUAAGGUCCUAUCGGAGCCCGCCGAGGCUCAGUUUCGUUGUGCUCAAAUGGAGGACGUGUACCAGGAGCACGAGACACAUGUUGAUCCGCACACCGGACAGCCAGUAAACGCACUAGAUGGGAAGACUAUUCAGGCAGUGGUGUUUCCGAGCGUGAUCAAGUGGGGAACUGAGCGGGGGGAGAAUUAUGAUGAGAUGAAGGUGCUUUUGAAGGCUAGAGUUUUGGCUUGA
Messenger RNA from Tuber aestivum (summer truffle), 963 nucleotides. The record is from the annotation of a GenBank genome assembly. NCBI's taxonomy places the organism in Eukaryota, Fungi, Ascomycota, Pezizomycetes, Pezizales, Tuberaceae.